AUGCGCAGACACCUGAGGAGACCUGAGGAGACACCUGAGGAGACACCUAAGGGGACACCCGAGGAGACAUUUGAGGAGACACCUGAGGGAACACCCGAGGAGACACCUGAGGAGACACCAGAGGAGACACUAGAGGAGGCGAUUGAAGAGCCACAUGUACAGCCUAUGGGGCUGCAAGAUGGAACAAGGGCAAGAGAGAAGAGAGAGAAGCAGCCUAGCAGCAGCGCAGCAGCAGCAGCAGCAGCAGCAGCAGCAGAAACUGCAACGGAGGCAGCCAGCGCAUGCAUGCAGAGACAGCGCAUGCAUGCAGAGACAGCUGCAGCGGGGCUUGCUGCUCGUACUGUCUCCAAGGGCGCUGUGGGGUCUAUUCUGGCUACAGACUCCUGGAUAACAUGGUCCCCUACUUCACAGGUUUCUACUUGGUCUCCAACCGCCUCAACAAUGCCAGAGGCCUCGUGCCCUAAAAUGCACGGAAAAACCCCUUCAGGGUCUCUCCCGGUGCGAGUAUACUGCAGCAGCAGCAGCAGCAGCAGCAGCAGCAACACAGGCAGCGGCAACAGCAGCAGCAGCAGAAGGAGCAGGAGCAGCAGCAGGAGCAGGAGCAGCAGCAGAAGCAGAAGCAGAAGCAGAAGCCGCAAGAAGCAACAUCAGCACAAGCAGCAUACGCACAAGCAAGAAAAAGAGAAGCAACUGCAGCAGCAGCUGCAGCAGCAGUAUAUGCAGUAUCUGCCCCUGAGGUGUACCGGCACGCAUCCCUAA
Eimeria acervulina is the source of this 759-nucleotide messenger RNA. RefSeq lists its product as hypothetical. The transcript has 2 exons. Lineage: Eukaryota; Apicomplexa; Conoidasida; Eucoccidiorida; Eimeriidae. The record is from RefSeq and is a predicted model, not a curated record. The coding region runs from base 1 to 759 and encodes 252 amino acids.